This is a messenger RNA of Anoplophora glabripennis (Asian longhorned beetle), 672 nucleotides long. RefSeq names its product nucleoside diphosphate kinase 6. The transcript is spliced from 4 exons. The record is from RefSeq and is a predicted model, not a curated record. Gene Ontology annotation, molecular function: nucleoside diphosphate kinase activity. Lineage: Eukaryota; Metazoa; Arthropoda; Insecta; Coleoptera; Cerambycidae. Gene Ontology annotation, biological process: GTP biosynthetic process; UTP biosynthetic process; CTP biosynthetic process. Bases 63 to 581 code for a protein of 172 amino acids.
UUAUUUAGUUCAAUUGGUUCAACAAAGUUUAAAUUUAAAGUAUUCAAAUUUCCAGUACAAAAAUGAAUAUUCUGCAACUUACAUUUGCGAUUUUGAAGCCACACAUUACUAAAAAUCCCAUCGCACUCGAACAAAUAAAAUACAUAAUCUUAACCUCAAAAUUUAAAAUUGUAAAAUCAAAAAGAAAAACCAUUACGAUGCAGGAGGCCGAAGAAUUUUAUGUGGAACACAAACACAAAUUCUUUUAUAAUAGAUUGGUUACAUUCAUGACAAGUGGGCCUUCAGAUCUCUUAAUUUUAGCUAAAGAAAACGCUAUAAAAGACUGGAGAACUUUAAUGGGCCCAACGAAAGCUUACAGAGCACAUUUUGAAGCACCGGACAGUAUUAGAGGAAAAUUUGGUCUUUCCGAUACGAGAAAUGCUACUCACGGAUCUGAUUCCGAAGAAUCUGCCAGGCGAGAGAUUCGAAUAUUUUUCCCCGAAUUCGAUGUCGAUAAAUGGUACCGUGAAGAAGAACCGCUUUUCAGAAACGACAAAGUGGCUUUUUACGAGGAACGAUUUCUUCAUCAACCAAACACUUGAGUAUAAAUUAAAAAAUAAGACAUAACACCAUGUUCUUUUAUAUUAACGCUAAAAUUUGUACAAAUUAAUAAGUCAAUUAAAGUAUUUACAA